AAAAUAAAAUCUAGACGCCAAUUUGGAUCAUUCAAAAAAUUGUCAAUUUUCAGACAACGUCAAAAAAUCCUUUGAAAAAACUUGUGGCAAAGGUUCAAAAUUUCAAGCAAAAAUUAAAGAGUAAUGGUCACAUAAUAUGGAUGAAGAUGUAUGUUGUUGCGAUCAGUCAAGCAAUGCAUCGGAACCGAACUUGGAAGAACGCAUCUCAGUGCUAGAAUCAAUUCUAGCUGCAAGAUCGUGCCACAACGGUGAAAGUCAGCAGCAAGAUGCGAUUUUCGACAGCAAUACCAACCCCGUGAAAACCAGCUAUUCGGAAUGUUCGUGCGACAUCGUCGAACCAACGAACGAGUACCGCACGGUCCCAAAAGUGUUUUCUUUUAACGAUGAAUGUCCCGAACGUGAUGUCCCGACCAAGCCGCAGCCGCAAUGUCCCAGGUCCCAGUCCACUCCACCGUUGUGCAGCUUUUUAAAUAAGUUAAUGGACAACGCCAAGUCCAUGUUGUCGAGAAAGUCCAGUAUAAAAAGCGAUGUUGAUUGCCAAUGCGAAAAUGAAAAUGAACAGCCUAAUAAGAAGAGAAUUGAAACGCAGUUUGCUAAUGCUUCGUUUCAGGAGUCUUCUGGAGACAAAGGUCCACUUGAUUUACCGAAUCUGAUGUGCAGUUGUUCUAUGUGCCUGGCAUACGCUAGCCCGUCGCAAGAUUGCGGACCGGAUCAAGACACCACUGUUGAAAGCGGCAACGAAAGUUGCUAUAACCAACCGAACGUUUUCAAAGAUCAGGAGAACGAUUGUUCGAGCGAGUCGGAAAUGUCUUGCGACGAAAGAUGCAGUUCCGGCGAUGUGGGGAGCAAAAGAAGUUUGAAGGAAAAACUGUUCGCUAUUUGCGGACAAAUGAAACCUGGUGGUGAUGCCCAAUGUCCUCCGGAGUGUACAAAUGAUAUAGAGGAAAAGUGUGACGACAAAGCUUUAAAUUCCAAGAAAAAAUGUAGCCCUACGUAUUGUAAGGAUAAGUCAUCAAGAAAUGUAGUUAAUGAUUGUCCACCUGAAAGAAAAUGUGAUGAAAAAAACAUAAAUUCCAAUAAAUGUAGUGGUAUUAAUUGUAAAAAAAAAUCAUCAAGAAAAUCAAUGGAUGAAAGAAAAUUUAGUGACAAAAAUAUAAACUCGAAUAGAUGUAGUACUAUUAAUUGUAAAGAAAAUUCAUCAAGAAAAUCAAUGGAUGAAAGAAAAUUUAGUGACAAAAAUAUAAACACGAAUAAAUGUAGUGCUAUAAAUUGUAAAGAAAAUUCAUCAAGAAAAUCAAUGGAUGAAAGAAAAUUAAGUGACAAAAAUAUAAACUCGAAUAAAUGUAGUGCUAUUAAAUGUAAGGAAAAUUCGUCAAGAAAAUCAAUUGAUGAUUGUCCACCUACAAAAAAAUGCGGUUGCAAAUCAUCAAGUGGUGGUUUAAAAAUGAGUUCUUCAGUUAGUGUAGGAACUGUGGAAAAUUUGUGUAAAGAAAUCCAGGUUGCUGAAUCGACAUCAACGGGAAUGUGUACUGAUCGAUCUUCAGAGUCUACGGUUUGUCGUAACAAUUCUUCUUGCCAGUGUAAAAAAAUCAAAGCCAUUAGUUUUGUAACGGAAACAUGCGAUGAUGACGCUACUCCUGAAAGUUUAAAGUUGAGGAGUUCAUCUUCCAGAUGUAAAUGUAAAAGUAAAAAUAAUCCUUCGACAAAUGCAAACUUAUCCAGUUUUCCUUCAUCGAGCGAUCCCUCAUCGAUGAGACCUAGCUAUGACUCUACUGACAAUCCGUGCCCUAGUGAUGAAGAUUCAGUUUCAUCAAAGAAAAAAUGCGCCAAACAAAAAAUUUUCAAAGAGAAUGUGUAUUCGUUUAAAACUAAAAAUCCAGAAAAAUCUGGACGAUGUUCAGUAAAAACAACCAAAGAGCAAGUUAAAAAUAAAUGUCUACCAUUGCCUGCUCCUGAACCAAAAAGGACUUGUUCAGCCAGAAAAAUACAGAAAAAUAAACCAGAGUGUCCAAACGAGAAUUGUCCGAAUAAAAAAGUGUUUCAAGAGAUACCAGGUGGUGGAACUGUUGUUUCUAAAAAUUGUGCGAAUCCUAUGUGCCCCACAAAAGAACAAAAUAAAAAGAGCUCAGCUAGAGGUUAUUCAUUCCUAAGAGGCAAUGAGUCUCCAAGCUCCCAAACCUGCACCAUACCCGAUUGCCCAAACAAACCCAAAGAAGAAGAAACCGAUGACUGCGACAUAGACCUCGUGCAAAGCAAACAAAAAAACUUGCAGAACCAAAUGGCCAACUUGCAGCAAAAAAAUGCGAAUUACUGCGACGAUAUGAGCAAUUUUCAACAAAUGGUGGAAAGUUGCACGUGUGCUGGCGGUAAAGGCCAAAUCAGCAUCGAAAAACUCAGCAAGGACCUAAAAAUGGAGAAUUUGCUGCUCAGAAACGAGCUUGAAGAUUUAAGGUUGGAAUUAAAACAGGCUAUGGAGACAGUCCAAGGACCAAUGCAACAUAAGCUGCUUAAAGAACAGUGUAGGUACUUAAAGUUGGAGGAAGAAUUGGAGAAAACCAAGGAGUGUAUGAAGACUAAGGAGAAAACUAAGGAGAAGGAGAUCGUCGAGCUGAAAAUGGAGCUGUGCACUUGCUCGGGUAACGUCGAUGAGUUAAACGACGUCAAUAAAAAGCUUCAAGAGGAGCUAUGUUCCUUGAAUGCCAUGUGUGAGCAAUUGGAGGACGAUUUAGUCAAACAAAAAAUGCUUGAAGCUGAGACAAUUCAAAUAAUGGCAAAGAAACAACAAAAAGGCAGUAGUGCCGAAGCUUGCAGAUGCAUAACGAGCGAUGAAUUCAUUUGCGAAGAAAACCUCCACGUAAUAGCGAGAAAGUUGAGCGAAACCAUCAAACUAAGCGAACCAUGCGCGGAUUGCGCCAACAUACCGCCGGAGAUAACGGGGGCUUGCAAGUACAUCAAAGACUUGACCGACUUGGUGGACCAACAAGUUAUGCAGAGGAAGGAGAAGAAGAAGAAAUCCGGGCGUAACAAAUGCAAGUGCGAGAAAUCGAAGAAACCGAAGAAAGGAAGAAAGAGUAGGUCGAAGAACCAGGCUUGUCAGUGCGUCGGCGUCGAGGAUAACGCCACCCAAAUGCUGGGCACGCAGGAUUGUGGCGCUGGUGAUAGUUACAGUAAGAAACCAAAUGUUAAGGAUGAUGACUGCACUUGUGCUGAUGUUGUAAAGGAGUUUGAAGCGGCCAAGCGGGAAGGAAGGCCGUUUAAACACGAAACCAAUUGCGCCUGCGGCCAGGAGCAAGAAGUUAGGAGUGUAUUACCGGAUCCAUGUGAUAAGGUAGGAAAAUCAUGCGACGAUGCCACUUGCGAUAAAAUAAAAAAGCCCAAAAAAAGUGAUGGCGAACCCAAAAAAAAAAGACGAGAGAGUGAUUGUCAAGAUGUCGGUGUUAAUGUUGUGGAAACGGUACCUUUGAUUAUAAGGGAAGAACCACCUAAGACCCGAGAUCAAAGUGAAGGCUGCGAUAAUUCUACAUGUGACGAUCUAAACGCCAAGAGCGGAGAAAAAAAUAAAAAAUUACCAAAGACCCAAAGUGAAGGUUGCGACGAUUCUACAUGCAAAGAACUAAACCCCCAGACCGGAAAAGAUAAAAAUCUUUCAAAUACUGGAAUAACCACCUCGAGAAAGGAUGAUCCUACAUCAGAGAUGGACAGUACGUUUCCUUCUGGUUCCACCACUGAUAACCAAUUUGAUUCAAAACCUACAGAUUCCAAUGAGCCAACUUCGUCGGCUCCAACCUGUUUACUGGAUUGUCCAGCAUAUCAAAAUACGACUGGAACCGAAAGCGCCCCGGGUACCUGCUUAAACACAUGUCCCGUUCACAAAAACGCAUUUUUAAUGUCGGCUGGGCCACAUGGUACCCAGCAAGGUGAAGACGCAGUAGGUGGACCUGGCGCUCGUCAAAAUAGGAAUCUUGGUAUUUUUGAUACGCCCGCCGAUUUUCCUUUCGAAGUUCACACCGACUUGCUACCUCUUGGAGGUGAUGGGCAUCGCGACGAUUUAAAUGUAACCACGACCAUUACAGAUUCAGGAACUCUAGAGGUUAUCACAGAAGGUCCCAAUGGAAUAAUAGAAACCACUUUAGUGUACACCUCUGACGGCAACAUCGAAGUAAUAACGGAAAUUUUGGACAGUGCUAGCAUGGCUGGAUCCCUUGGUGCUGGAAAACCAAAAUAUUCUCCCUCAGGAAGAUUGUUGGGCAUAGAUGGGGUUCCGUUCAGCGAUACAUGCCCAUGCCAUGAAGCAAGAGACAAAGUCAAAAUUGCACCAAAAAGAUUAAGUCAAGACGCUAGCGUGGGAGGAAGCAAAUCCCAAAUCGAUCAUAAAGGUGUAGGUGUGAAGCCCACACGUAUUUGCGACUGCGAGGAACAAGCCGCUAUAUGCGAUGAGUUGGCGGUUCCAUCGGAACCUAAAAUUAAAGCUGUCCCCAAAGUACCAAGUGUAAUUAAGGAAGAACCUCGUAAAGUUGAAAAAAUUCCAGAAGUAGAAGUAAAGGUUGAAGAAAAAGUUCCAGAAGUAAAAGUAAAGGUUGAAGAAGUUGUUCCAGAAGUAGAAGUAAAGGUUGAAGAAGAAGUUCCAGAAGUAGAAGUAAAGGUUGAAGAAGAGGUUCCAGAAGUAGAAGAAGUAAAGGUUGAAGAAGUAAUACCAGAAGAAAUCCAGGCAGAAAUUGUAGAAAUCGUUGAACAUGCAAUAGAAGAAGUGACCAAAGUCGAACCUGCUCCUAUUGAACCUGUAAAGAAAGAACCAAGCGUAAUAGAAGAGGCUCCAAGUGAACAUAAAAGAGAACCGAGCAUUGCCGAGGUUGUACACAUAGCAAAAGAACCGAGCGAGAUUCAAAAAGUUGAAGUCGAACAGGCUGUACACGUUGCGCAUAUAGAAGAACCAAGCAAAAUUGUUGUUGAAGCACCAAAAGAAGUUAGUAGAGAACCGAGCAUUGUCAAAGAAAAACCGGUAGUGGAACCUGCUCCCGAACCAGUGGAGGUUAAAAGAGAACCUAGCAUCAUUAAAAAGGCAUCUAGUGUUAUCCAACCAGAGAUUAAGAAGGAACCAAGCGUCAUUAAAAAAGAACCAAGUGUUAUACAUAAGAUUGAGAAAGUUAGCGAGCCAGAGAUUAAGAAAGAAUCUAGCAUUAUUAAAAAAGUCUCAAGUAUUAUACCUAAGGUGGAGGAACCUGUCCCUGAGCCAGUGGAGAUUAAGAAAGAACCUAGCAUCAUAGCAAAGGAACCUAGCAUCAUAGCAAAAGAACCGAGCAUCAUAGCAAAAGAACCGAGCAUCAUAGCAAAAGAACCGAGCAUCAUAGCAAAAGAACCGAGCAUCAUUAUCGCCGAAAAAGAACCCAGUGAAAUCCACGUGGAAGAGGUACCAGAAGAAAUUAAGAAAGAACCGAGCGUUAUCGAAAAAGAGCCCAGUGUUAUACCCGAGGAGGAAAUAGUUGUCCAAGCAGAAGAGAUUAAGAAGGAAUCUAGCAUCAUCGAAAAAGAACCCAGUAUUAACCACGAGGAGGUGGUGGAACAAGUUUUCGAACCAGAACCAGUCGUUGAAAAAGAGCCGAGCGUUGAAAAGGAGCCGAGCGUUGAAAAAGCGGAACCCGUGGAGGUGAUGGAGGAACCAGAAGCAGCCCCGUCCGAAGAGGUAUUUGAAGAUGCUCAAGAAGAAGAAAAAGUGCACGUGGAAGUUGAGGCACUACCCAGCACCCAAUUAAUGUCCACGCAGACUUUAGUAGAGGAGGAAGAAGAAGUACCAGAGGAGGAAGAACAUGUUGAAGAAGUUGCGGAUGUAGCUAUUGAGGAAGAAGAAAUAUCAGCACUCGAAGAAGAUUUAUCUGCAACGGAAACGGAUGUUGAGGUUGUCGCUAAAGAAAGUGAAGCGGAAGCGCCUACAGAAGAAUUCGAACCAACUGAAGAAAUCGAAGAGUUUAAAGACGAAGGUGAGGAUCGUGAUGAUGAAGGAGCAGCCGCUUUGGCGGUUACUGUAGAAGCGGAAGAAGAUGAAGAAACUAUUGAUUACGGUUUCGAUGAAGGAGAAAUGGGCGAAGAAACUGAAUAUAUUGAAGAAUUGGGCCCUGUAUUUGAUAUAACGAGCGAGGAGGGUUAUUUGGACGAUACGACUUUACCGGAGGAUGAAGGGGAGUUUGAAGAAGAAAUCUCCACGAUACCUUCGGUGACAGGAGAAAGCUUGGACCAAGGGGAUGUCGUAAUAACCGAGGUUGUUGAAAAGAAGAAGGUCUGCGCGGCAGUACAGGCUCGAUUGGAGGAGGCGGCCGAGAAACGUCAAGUAAGAGACAGCGUCUGUCAAUCGACAGCGAAAUUUGAUCAAUCUCUUCAAUGUCGCGAAUGUAGGAACAUUGGUGUGUCCACACCGCGCAUCACAGAAACCGCCACAGAAAUGCGCAGCGAACAACAACCGCAAAAAUUAACCGCUAAGGAUUUGGUGGAAUGCGCCGCUUAUAAGUCGCUAAUUACUGACACAGAUACCACGACCAAGACUAAAGGAAAAAUAUGCUACUCAUCAACAUCAGCUACUGAUAAUGAAUUAGAUAAUUCAGAACUUAAAGGUAUUCUAAACGAAAUAGCAUAUGAUAUAAUGGCAUGUUCUGGAAAAUCUUCAAGAGAGAGCUCAAAAGCAAGCACUCAAACUAAGCCUCUACCAUGUGGCGCCAAAUCAUCAGCACCUAAAUUUACCAUGGGCAUUAAGGAUAAUAUAUUAAAACCCAAGAAAGUGUGUCUGCCAAAAUCUUCGAUUCCGAUUCCAAUUAAAUUAUUGACAGAAGUUUCUUGCACGGCCGAAUUUAAAGAAUUUAGAAAUAGUGAAACUCAACCCUGUGAACCUGUUUCCGAACGUAAAGUUUGCAGUAGUCGAAAAGUGCCCAAGAAGAUUUGCGCAAAGAAGAGAAGGAAGAGUAGAGACAGUUGCACGCAGGACGACUACUCCGACAAAGCUUGUGCAUCGUCAAACCUAACAGGAGAUCAAAAAACCGAUGUUGACGAUUUAGAAACGUAUCCAAAAAUGAAAUCUCGUUCAGUUGGCAGUAAAAAGAAGAGGAGGUCUAAAAAAGUUAAGGAAAGUCAGUCGCAAACCCCGUGCAAAAAGUCCGAGAUCGUGGUGGAUAGGAGAAGAACGACAAGCGAACCUAAAACAGACAAGAAUUGCGUUUGUGUUGGCGUUUGCGUGUGCAAGCCUCGCCCGUGUGAUGACGAACCCGCCGAGGACGAGAAAUGCUUUAGCAAAGACUGUCAGUGUUCCUCGUGUAGUGCUGUAAGAAAGUCCAAAGGCUCGACGAGGUUGGCCAAACGACCGCCGCUAGAGGAGUGCAGGGAGCCUCAUCCACCCGAAUGCGACUGCUUGGAAUGCAUAUGCGCCCCGUGCAACGAUAAACAAAUUUUGGAGAAAGUGAUGGAGGAGGUGUCGAAGAAAUGCGGCGCCAAAGUGAUUAAGAAACCUCGUCAAAAGUCGUACUCCGAGAUACAUUCGAAAAAGAAGCCGCACGAGGAUGACUGCUCGUGUUUGGACUGCUUGUGUAUGCCGGUCGUGCAAAAGCUGGCGCAGACGAAGGAGUAUCCGUUGCCUGGGAAGAAUCAGGUGUACCACGUGCUGACGGUGCGGUGCGCGUGUUCGAAGGGCUCCUCCAAGAUCCCGAUUGCUUUGAAUACGCGGUCGCCGCCGAACCCGCAGCGACCGUGCGAUUGUGAAGUAUGCAAGUGCGACCCAUGCAAAGAUCCAAAAAAGCAGAACAGAGAGUGCGAUUGCACGCCGAAAUGCGAAUGCGAAGAUUGCAAAAACAAAAAAGAACCCGAACCGGAGAAUAACGACAAGGUGUGUUCUUGCGGCGAGUGCGAGUGCAAACCGGUCUGUCCGAUAUUGUCGCCGACCAGUAAACCCGAAGAUGGCGCUAAAGACCACGCGAAAUCGUGCACGUGCAUUCAGUGCCUGUGCGAGGAAUGCGUCAACAUAAUUUUGCCGGAACCACAAGGACCGCUGAAACUGAACGAAAGAGGGCAUCCGAUUGAUUGCGAUUGCGACGAGUGCAAGUGCCUGAAAGCGCUGCCCGUCAUCCAUCCGCCCGACUGCGACUGCCCAAAGUGCGCCUGCGAUUUGCUCGGCGAGUUUCAGCAGGCGGCCGCCGGCCCCCAUCCGAGAGACUGCGACUGCACGUUGUGCGCGUGCGUGGGCCUGGCCGACUUUCAGAAGGAGCACGCCAAGUCGUGCGAUUGCCCGGAAUGCAAGUGCCAACCGUGCGUGUACAAAACGCAGCAGACUUUCAGAGCGGUCGGUUGCACUUGCAGCAUCUGCUCUUGCGACGAUUGCACCGAUGUAACGAAGAAGAAAGAGGGCAAGUGCACGUGCAAAGUGUGCAUGUGCACUCCGGACGAUUCUUGUUUGAAAAGGAAAGCGGCCGCUGCAGCUGCCGAAGCGUCCGGUUGCACGUGCGACGAGUGCAAAUGCUUGCCGGACGCGAAGUGCAAACAGGACGAGGAGGAGAUCGUGCCUUGCGACUGCACGCCCGAAUGCAAGUGCGACGAGUGCGCCGACCCGGCAAUAUCGGCGGUGCCGUGCGAUUGCACCCCUGUUUGCGGAUGCGCAGAAUGCGCCGAUCCGAACAAGGCGACGGGCGAAGGAGAUUGCGACUGCAACAUAUGCCAGUGCGAAGAAGAAGAUGGCGACAAGGGCAAGGAAAAGGACAAGGAUGAGGACAAGACGGCGGAGAUUACGAAAAAGCCGGAAGGAGGGUGCGAUUGCGACAUUUGCAAGUGCGAGGAGGAAGAGUCGAAGGAGAAGGCGAAAAAGCCGGAGGGAGAGUGCGAUUGCGACGUGUGCAAAUGCGACGAAGAAGCUAGUGGUGGGCAGGCGCCGUGCGGCACUCCGAAUUGCACCUGUCCGGUGUGCGAGUGCCUGAAGACGAUCGUCGAGGCGAAAAAAGACGUAACUUCUGGAUUAUCGCCUCUUUGUACCUGUACUAUAUGUGCUUGUUUACCAGGUGGGGAUCAACUGCCAAAGGUAGAUAAGCAGACUCACGGAAUGGACUGUACGUGUGAUGCGUGCAUUUGCCAGCCGGCAGACAGCAGCGGCGGAGAAGAGAAAACGUCGCCCAGUAAGUGCGGUAUACCGGAGUGUCAUUGUGACGAGUGCGUGUGUCCCACGGGAAUGGCAGAAGAAGAUAAAAAAGAAAGUCCUUGCGGAUCGCCGAACUGCAUUUGCGCGAAAUGCGAGUGCGUUGGUGCGGCAGGCGAUCAAGAACAGGCCGCUGCCGGCCCGAGAUGCGGCAUUUCGACGUGCAAGUGUACGGAUUGCUGUUGCCCUGUCCUCGAAGAGGGCGGAGGAGGUGGAGCUCAGGAUGUUAAAGAUGCCAAUGGAGCUCAGGAUGCUAAAGAUGCCAAUACGGACGCUUCAAAAGCAACUAUCGAUAUGAGCCAAACUUCCCCAAGCAAGCUGUUCGCUUGCACUUGUCCUAUUUGCAAAUGCGAGCAAGGGAAUAAAAAUAAUGGGGACAAAGGUUCACCAAGCGAUGAACCAAAAGACGGCAAAGGGCCGUGUCCCAAUUGCAACUGCUCUUCCUGCAAAUGCGAAGAGGCCAUCAAAACAGAUGGCGAUAAAGGAACAACGGACGCUUCAAACGUAACUAUCGAUAUGAGCAAAACUUCCCCGAGCAAAUUGUUUUCUUGCACUUGCGCACAAUGCAAAUGUGAGCAAGAAAAGAAACAGGAUGAAGACAAGAGUUCACCAAGCGGUGCCGGGCCCUGCCCGAACUGCAACUGCUCUCCCUGCCAAUGCGAACAGACCAUCAAAACAGGUGGUGACAAAGAAGAAGGAGGACCUCCUGGAUGUAUUUGUGACACAUGCAAAUGCGCUGAUUGUAUGCAUAAAGCAGGCGGCGGCAACAAAGAGGAGACUAAAGAUGCUGGCGUAGGACCUUGUCCCAAUUGCAGUUGUUGUCCUUGCAAAUGCGAAAAAGACCAAGACAAAGUGAAAGAUGCGCAAAGUGGACCUGGUCCCUGCCCCAACUGUGGUUGUUCGCCGUGCCUAUGCGAGGCUGAAAAAAAAGAGGAGAAAGGCGGUGCAAAAGAGGACAAAAAGGAUGCAAGCAUGGUCACCGGCACUGCUGCGGACGGAACUUGCUCUUGCAUCAAAUGCGAAUGCGAUGUUUGUAAGGGGAAAGGAGCGGGUCCUGUAGAUGUUAAAAAGGAAGAGGAAGGCAAAGGACAGUGCCCAAAUUGCAAGUGCUCUCCUUGCAAGUGCGAGGGUAGCGGUGAGGGCCCCAAGGCUGCCAAAGGUACUGGCCCUUGUCCGAAUUGCGGUUGCAAUAUUUGCCAAUGCAAUGGUAAAGGUGGCGCGGGAGGAGACCCGCCCCCCUUCGAAUUACCUGUGCGGAAAAAGUGCGAGUGCACCACCUGCGACUGCAUCAUUUGCCAGGACAAGAACAAGGGUGGCGAUAAUAAGGGUGGCGAUGAUAAUUGCGGAAAUGAAGGUGAAGCACCUCCAUUCGAAAUACCGACAAGAGAAGAGUGCAAAUGCUCGCCUUGUGCGUGCGCACAAUGCAACAAAAGCCCUCCCCCAGUUAUCAAAGAAAAAAAGGAAAAUAAAUGCAAGGACGACAAAAAAACAACAAAAUCGAAAAACAAAUGCAAAGAUGACAUAAGCAGGUACGAUGACAGGACUUUAAGAGAAAAAAUCGCUUCGGACAAACAAGAAUCCUGCAAAUGUAAGCAGGAAAUCGAGGAAAUACGGAAAACUUUGGAUAACAUUCGGUGUUCUUGCACCGAAGCGGAGCUCAAGGCGAUGCAGAAUAAACCGUUUGUAAAAACAGCAUCGAGUUUCGGCGACACCAUGUCCGGACUUAAAAUGGCUUUGACAAACUUGGAGGAGAAAUGCAAAGCCAAGGAUAAAAUGAUCGACGCAAUGACGGGGGAGUUAAAAUCCCGCGCAGGAGACAAGUACGUUGAUAAACUGCUGAAGAAGAAAAUAGACUGUGGAAAAGAAGUGCCAGAUUACGAUAAGGCUAAAGAAACCACCUCCAAGGGCGGCGACUGUGGGGAAGAUUCUUCAAAGAAGAAGGAAAAAAGAGAAAAAUCAAAGGAUAAAAAGAAGAAGAGCUCAAAAUCCAAGGAAAUGUCUGGAUUUGAAGUCAUCGACAUCCGUCGGAUAACAAACGACAGCAUAAUCGUCAAAUGGAGUCCUCCAUCUUCGUCGAAAAUCCUCGGCUACGAUAUUUUCGUGAACGGAGUUUUAAAGUCGAAAGUUAUGAGCGGCGAAAGGACGAGCGCCAUGAUUCACUGUCUUGAUUUGAGCAGCACAAUUCAGAUCACGAUCUACGCGGUAUCCAAGUGUGGACGCAGCGAACCACCGGCCAUUGCAAUUUACGAGAUUUGUACAAAAUAAUUGUAUAUGUAAUUGCGUAUAAUAAAGAAAUCCUCAUUCGCAAAAAUUAG
Molecule: messenger RNA, 11472 nt
Organism: Brassicogethes aeneus
Lineage: Eukaryota; Metazoa; Arthropoda; Insecta; Coleoptera; Nitidulidae
Source: the annotation of a GenBank genome assembly